Messenger RNA from Syngnathus typhle (broad-nosed pipefish), 1474 nucleotides. RefSeq names its product rab GTPase-activating protein 1-like. NCBI's taxonomy places the organism in Eukaryota, Metazoa, Chordata, Actinopteri, Syngnathiformes, Syngnathidae. The record is from RefSeq and is a predicted model, not a curated record. The transcript has 8 exons. Bases 248 to 1192 code for a protein of 314 amino acids.
UUUCCUGGUGGAGGCGUCCUGCAGGUUCUGUCGGAUUCUGUGCCAGAAAGAAACGAGGAAAGGGAAAAGAAAGUGCUACUUUCCUUCUUGCCUUCGGUGUCAGAACCCAAGCCGGAGCAACCUGUUUGUACCUGGCCGCCUGCUUCGUUGGAGCGUCAAGCGCGCUCCACCUGCCUUUUCUUCUCCACCGCUUUGGAUUUGACCCUGGUCCCGGUUUCUCGCGUUUCCAGGGUGGGUAGGGGUCAAAAUGAUGCAGGAGGUGUCAGUCACCUUGUCCUGCGAUGCUCAGGUGGUGGAGCAAAUGAGCGAGGAGGAGAUCCUGGCCUGCCUUGUCGCUGAAACGGGACCACACUUUGCGGAGGUUCCAACGAAAAAAGCCAAACUGAGAGAAAGCCGUCUUCAACUGAUGGACGAGGAAGAGGAGGAGAAAGAAGACCCACUCAACAAAUGCCAGAUGGAGAACCGUCGUCUUCAGCAGACCAGCCUCCGUCUGGAGCAGGAGAAUGACAACCUGGCCUACAGGCUCAUCACCAGCAAAGUGGCCCUCAGGAGCGCCCUGGACAAAGCAGAGGACAGAGUGGAGAAGCUCACCAGCGACCUUUUUCUGACCCGACGCGAAUUGCAGGCCACAGAGGAGGAGAAGCAAGGGAAGGAGGAGGAGGCGACCAUGUUGAAGGAAGUGUUGCGACGGGAGCUGGAGAGGGCCGAGCAGGAAGUGAAGCGGUCGUCCGGCAUCAUCGCAGACUACAAACAGAUCUGCACUCAGCUCACGACGCGUCUGGAGGUGCAACAGGACGCACACUUGGAGGAGGUUCGCUCGCUCAAGAUCGCGGUGAUGGCCUGUCCGCAUUGUCGUCAUCACAUGGCUGAAUACCAAGAGGGAGAAACGUCGCCGUCACAUGACAACAACACGGUACCAAAGUGGGACCGGCGACACUCGGAUCCCAACGAGGCGGAACUUAGGCGGGAGAACCAGGAGACGGCAUCCCUCAAGACGCAGAUCAGGAAGCUAGAGAAGGAGCUGGCGCUGACAAAACUUCAAGUGGUAGAGGCCAACUGCAAGAUUCAGGAAUUGGAACACGAGAGGGGAAUCCUGGCCAACGACCUUCAGGAUGCUAAAAACAACUGGAUCAGCAAGGCCUUCACCUCGCUGCGCACGUAUGAAAUAAACAGAAAACAACAGCUGGAGUGAAUUACACGACGGAACUGGAUGCCAUUAUGCUGUGGGAAAGAUAAAUGUAUAAAGCUCAACAGAUUUCAUUUUAUUAGCCCAUGAUUGUCAAGGGCCACAAAAACAUUGAAUUUGUGCUGUCAACCUGGACUUUGUCUCCCUCUAGCGGACGAACUUAUUACAGUGCAACAACUCAAUCGACCCAUAAAGAUAUACUAAACUACGUUGGAUUAUAGUUCACGUCACAUCCCAACGCUGUCAGUCGAUGAUGAAUAAAGCCUAAUUAUGUCCCGAUGUCCCAAA